CCGCCAAUGCUGAGGAAUCUCAAACUCACAUCCUUUCCUUCGGCCCAGUUUUCUCUUCCAUUCUCUCUUUCUUUCCUACAUAUUUGUACUCCAGUGUAUGAGUGUGUGACUGACUGACUGUGUGUUUGUUUCUCAUGCUCUUUGUGCCUUUGCCACCUUCUUGUUAUAACGUCUGAACUCGCAAACCAAACUAUAGUUGCUUGGUUUUCCUCUACAAACAAAACCCACUUCAGCUUUUGGGUGUUAUCUAAAACUGAGGUAAAGAAAAGAAAAGAAAAGAAAAGAAAAAAGCAUCAAAAUGAAGUAUGUGUUGGUGACUGGUGGAGUGGUUAGUGGCCUUGGAAAAGGAGUCACCGCCAGUAGUAUUGGCCUGCUUCUCAAGGCCUGUGGCCUUCGCGUGACUUCCAUUAAAAUUGAUCCUUACUUGAACACUGAUGCUGGAACAAUGUCCCCUUUUGAGCAUGGAGAAGUUUUUGUGUUAGAUGAUGGCGGUGAGGUGGACCUGGACCUUGGAAAUUAUGAAAGGUUUCUAGAUAUCAAGUUGACACGCGAUCAUAAUAUCACUACCGGAAAGAUUUACCAGUCUGUUAUUGACAAGGAGAGAAGGGGAGAUUAUCUGGGGAAAACUGUACAGGUUGUCCCUCACAUUACAGAUGCCAUUCAAGAGUGGAUUGAGCGGGUAGCAAGGAUACCAGUGGAUGGAAAGUCAGGUUCACCUGAUGUUUGUGUCAUAGAAUUGGGUGGAACUAUAGGAGAUAUUGAAUCCAUGCCGUUUAUUGAAGCAUUAGGCCAAUUCUCGUAUCGUGUAGGGACCGAGAACUUUUGCUUGAUUCAUGUCAGCCUUGUGCCUGUUUUAAAUGUUGUUGGUGAACAGAAAACAAAACCAACCCAGCACAGUGUUCGGCAACUAAGAGGCCUGGGUUUGACGCCACAUAUCUUAACUUGUCGUAGUACAGCGGCACUUGAGGAGAACGUAAAAGUCAAAAUCUCUCAGUUUUGCCAUGUCCCGGCAGAAAACAUCAUCACUCUCUAUGAUGUACCCAACAUCUGGCACAUUCCUUUGCUUUUAAGAGAUCAGAAGGCCCAUGAAGCAAUCUUGAAAGUGCUGAACCUUCUGGGUAAAACUGGCAAGCCUGCAUUAGAUGAAUGGAUUUCAAGGGCUGAAAAAUGUGACAAGUUGCAUGAGCCGGUCCACAUUGCCAUGGUUGGGAAGUAUACAGGCCUUUCAGAUUCCUACCUCUCUGUACUGAAGGCUCUUCUGCAUGCUUCUGUUAGCCACGGCAAGAAACUCUUUGUAGAUUGGGUUCCAGCUAGCGAUCUUGAAGAUGCAACUUCAAAAGAGAAUCCAGAUGCUUAUAAAGCUGCUUGGAAGUUGUUGAAGGGUGCAGAUGGUGUUCUUGUUCCAGGAGGGUUUGGUGACAGAGGAGUGCAAGGGAAAAUUCUUGCAGCAAAGUAUGCCCGAGAAUAUAGAGUUCCAUUUCUUGGCAUUUGUCUAGGAAUGCAAAUUGCUGUCAUCGAUUUUGCACGAUCUGUUCUUGGUCUGAAAGAUGCUAACAGCACUGAAUUUGAUCCCAAUACCAAGAAUCCCUGUGUUAUAUUUAUGCCUGAGGGCUCAAAAACACAUAUGGGAGGCACCAUGCGCCUUGGAUCAAGGAGGACACUUUUCCACAUUUCGGACUGCAAAUCUGCAAAACUAUAUGGAACUAGAAGCUUCAUUGAUGAGAGACAUCGGCAUAGAUAUGAGGUGAAUCCUGAUAUGGUUGCACGCCUUGAAAAAGCUGGCCUCUCUUUCACUGGCAAAGAUGAAACUGGUCAACGAAUGGAGAUUGUCGAACUACCUAAUCAUCCAUAUUUUGUUGGUGUUCAAUUUCAUCCUGAAUUUAAAUCGAGGCCAGGAAAACCUUCUCCUUUGUUUUUAGGACUUAUAGCAGCAGCAUGUGGGGAAUUGGAUGUUGCCUUACACAGCUGUGGGAGCCAGAGGAUUGUCACGAAUGGAGCAGUCAAUGGUCCCAAGAAACUCAAAUGCCGAAAUGUUACUCCAGCUAAGUGCACUAAGGGGUUGCCUGAUGGUGUUUAUACCAAUGGCAAUGGGAUCUACUUGUGAAGGUUGUUGGUGCCUUAUGUUAUAGGAUCCUCUCUUUGUGGUGUGGUUGGUAGGUUUUGUGAGGCCUUAACAGAAGAAAUUUAGGAUUGUCUGUACAGUAAUUUGGGUACCGGUAGGUAUAGCUUUCCAAAGGACUCAUAGAGCAGCAUUCUCCCGGUCUUUUUAACGGGAUAGCUUGUUAUUGUUGUAUUUCAUGAGAAGGUAUUGAGAGUCACCUCUCUUUGCACCAUUAUUUUUAUCAUGUUUUGGUGCAUUUAUUGUAUCCUAAUUAUGUCUGGACUCUUGCAGUAUGUACUCUGUAUACACUGAAGUUUGUGCAAUGAACUGUUUCCCUUUCCUAAAAGAAUUUA
This is a messenger RNA of Quercus lobata, 2454 nucleotides long. Its product is annotated as CTP synthase-like. The transcript is spliced from 22 exons. Gene Ontology annotation, biological process: CTP biosynthetic process; pyrimidine nucleobase biosynthetic process. The record is from RefSeq and is a predicted model, not a curated record. Gene Ontology annotation, molecular function: identical protein binding; CTP synthase activity. Lineage: Eukaryota; Viridiplantae; Streptophyta; Magnoliopsida; Fagales; Fagaceae. Bases 299 to 2104 code for a protein of 601 amino acids.